AUUGACGACUGUGUCCCAUUUUCAAAUAUGGGCACAGUUCGUUUUCAAAGUGAUUUUGAUGGAAAUUUGGGACAUAAAAAGCGUUAUUCUUCUACUUCUCGAUUGUCAAAAGGAACUCAAAGUGAUGAAAUUGUUUAUAAUGCUACAGGGACAGAUCCGGUAAAAGCUCCUGAACGUGGCACACAAACAGACAAAGAAUAUUUAUUAUGGAAUCGUUCGGCAGCUAAUUCUCUUCGAAUUUCAUCGAAUUUGGUCGAUUUAUUGUUAAACGAAUUGGAUAAUAUUUCUGCGGAAUUGCCUCUUUUGAAAGUUUAUGAACGUUCUGUUUGGGGAAAUGAUUUUGAAAAGGAACAAAAAAGAAGAAUUUUUCUACAACUUUUAAGAGAAGUUGAAUUACCUAAGACCGAAGGAUUUUCACCAACUUGUCAACCUUUUGCAAUUCGUUGUGGAUUAGGCUCUCGUAUAGCCGUUCUCUUUGCUGAACCUGAACACGAUUCUCAUUGUGCAGAACAUGUAGGCCAUUUACUUUUAAAUUUACGCCGGAAACAAAAUAAUUGGAUUCAAUUACCUGCCUGUCCGAGUGAUGCAAUUUUUGGUCGUCACGGAGAGAUAUUAAUUGUUGGCCUUUACAAUGGAGAACUUUUAUUACUUUCAACAUUUGAGGGAAAUGUGGGCAAAGUUUUAUGGAAUGGUGGCGGUCCAACAGCAGGCUUGCACUCAAGGGCUAUUACGCAAUUUCAUUGGCUAGAUGAACAUAAAGGAAUACUUAUUAGUGUUGGAUUGGAUGGAAAAGUAAUUAAAAGCAGACUUGAACCAAACAAUCAAUUAGAAUUAUUGGAAAGUAUUCAAAUAACCCUUUCUGAUUUGCCCAAACAUUUAUAUCGAGAAUCAACAACAACAAAUCGAAGUGUUGGACUUGUUGGCGUUUCUAUAUUUAAAAAUUGGGAGAAUAAACAACAAUUGUGGAUUGCAACAGAAACGGGCGUUUUAAUACAACUUGAAGAAAAUUUAAAUAAAAUUAAAUGUUCACAAACAUUAUUUGAAAAUGAAAAUUUCGGAGAUGGAACAGCGGAACAAUUUAUUUCUUUUAAUUUUGGAAAGAAAAGAAUUUUUAUUUGGAAAACUUUGGAUGGAAGAAUUUUACAAAAAAUUAAAUUUAAAGAAGAUGGACAUUUUAACAAUAAUUCUCAAGUUGAAAAACUUUUACCUGUUGGCCGUAGCAGAUGUGAAAUUUCCAUUUUAACGGACACAAAUUUACUCUUUACACUUUCUACUAAUCAACUAAAACAAAAAACUAAUAAUACAAGAAGAACAUCUGAUAAAAAUGAAUUAAUUGUUUGGGAUAUUUUAAAUGAUGAAUUACUUCUUCGCGAAACUCAAAUCAGUGAUCUUGAAACUUUUACAUUGGAUAAACUUACAGGAAAUAUAAUGAUUGGAAUUUCUUUUAAAGAUGAUGGUAAUAGUAAGAACAAUGUGGUUAGAGGAGAAAAUCAAAAGAAAUAUUUCUUGAAUUUUUAUGAAAUUGUUUUUGAAUGA
This is a messenger RNA of Meloidogyne enterolobii, 1536 nucleotides long. Lineage: Eukaryota; Metazoa; Nematoda; Chromadorea; Rhabditida; Meloidogynidae. The record is from the annotation of a GenBank genome assembly.